UUUCGGUAAUACUCUGAAUCUCUCUAUAUAUUACUUGCAAAAGUUGAUAUAAACAUCAAGACUUCUUUCACUCCAAAACCAAAUACAAAGAUAGGUGGAUAAUUUUGUAUCAAUUCUACCGGGAUGGUGAACCACAACGAUGAUGAGCAAAUUCCCAAACUGGCCGCAGAAGAAGAAGCAGAUCUUCAAUUUGAUGGGAACACGGCGGGAGCAAGAAUCAUCAACAAACGGACGGCACCAUUGGUGGAAAACCAAUUCAAGGUGUUGCUGGAGCUCAAGGGGGUAGCAGAAUCUGGAGAGGGCAGAUUAGGCGUUGAUCUUGUGACCAUCUUAGAUAUCAGUGGUAGCAUGAACAAGGAAUCCAGAUUAUCGAAAAUGAAACUAGCGAUGCAAUUCUUGCUUCAGAAACUUGGUCGAACUGAUCGUCUGUCUGUCGUUACUUUCAAUUACGAGGCCAAUAGGUUGUGCCCGAUGCGCCUGAUCACUGAAAAUUCUCGAGCAGAAAUUGCAGAUAAGGUCAACGCAUUAGAAGCCGAAUACACCACAAAUACCGAAGAUGGCCUCAGAUUAGCCUUAAAAAUAUUGGAAGACCGCACUCUCACAAAAGGGCGUCGUGCUGCCAUCAUGCUUAUGUCAGACGGCCAAGAAGAUAAGAACAGCAAUGCUUCCAAUGUUCCUGUUGGCAGGGUCCCGGUAUACACCUUCAGUUUUGGAGCUGACGACUUUGAUCCAAAGGUAUUCAGUGACAUCGCCAGCAAUAGCUAUGGAGGAAUGUAUACACCUGUCCCCGACUUGGAUGAUUUGAAUGUUUCAUUCUCAGCGUCUCUGGCUGGGCUUCUCAGCGUGGCCAUUGACGGCCUAACGCUAACCAUUAUACCAGCAAAGGGUUCUAGCAAAUUCACUGAGAUAAACGCCGGAAACUAUAAACAAACAGGGAACAUCGAGGAUGAACCUGUAACUGUUACAUUUGGGUCACUGUACGACCAAGAGACCCGCAAGGUCCUUGUGGUCCUCACUCUCCCAGAGGUUAAAGGGCGAUUAGGCGCUAACAUUCUCGCUAUGGAAUACAAGUACAGGGUUGGUGUGAACGAUACAUCUAAGUUUGAUCAGAGAACCAUAAAUAUUACUCGCACUGAUGCGUCAACCAUGGUUGAGGAUGAGGAGGUGCUGGCAGAGGAGAAGCGUAUCAAUACUGCAAAGUCGAUAACAGCAGCAAGAUUAUUGGCUGAUAAGAAGGAGCUAGAGAAGGCAAGGGAAACGCUAAAUGAUGCAAAAACAUCACUCUCAGAGGUUGAUGCAAUACUGACGGCUCAGCUGGACAAGCUCCUCGAAUUUAUGGUGUCCCAAGACACUUACGACAAACAAGGGCGUGCCUAUGCGCUUGCUCUUGAGGCCGCUCAUGCUUCCCAACGUCCUAACCCUAGUGCUGCCGGUAUGUUCAACACUCCCCUAAUAGACCUAUUCGUUGAACAAGCCCAGUUAUUUGACAAGCAACCCACCAAUUAUAAAGUACCCACAGCGGAGAAGGAUAAGAGAAAUAUCACAAUUAAAAGGAUCGAAAGGACCCUUGCCUUACUCGAACAAAUCAGAAUGAGAUACGAGCCAUUUCCAUAAUUUUCAUCAUUGGAUGCAUUCAGGGUUCAAAUUAAAACGUUGCAAUGCCUUGUCAUGCCAGAGUGGAUUACUUGUUGGAGACACUCGCUGCCCAUACCUUUGCGUUGGAGUUCAUCUUUCACCGAAUAAGAAGAGACCUUUGUAAUCAUUUAUAUGAUGAACGUAUACAUCAUAAUCGUGUUUUUAUUUCAUACUCCGUUUAAGUAAAAUGUGAAGUAUUGGUGUAACUAUCGUUGUAUUCAUCGUUUUUAAUUUCGUAUAUUGUGGAUCCAUUGUAUGAUUCUGUUUGGGAUAUUAUUGUUUUAUCCUUUUAUUUUUA
Messenger RNA from Papaver somniferum (opium poppy), 1933 nucleotides. Its product is annotated as E3 ubiquitin-protein ligase WAV3-like. The record is from RefSeq and is a predicted model, not a curated record. The coding region runs from base 124 to 1614 and encodes 496 amino acids. The transcript is spliced from 4 exons. NCBI's taxonomy places the organism in Eukaryota, Viridiplantae, Streptophyta, Magnoliopsida, Ranunculales, Papaveraceae.